AUGAGCUUCUUCAUUCUUUUCACAAUAAUCACUUUUUCGCUCGCAGUCCGGGGCGGCCUCCAGCUCGAUUAUGCUGACGUACCUGCCCCAUGCGUCGAUACCUGCCGGCCUGUCGCAGAGAUCAGCGGCAUCUGCGACGUCGACGCCGAUUUUGACGAUAACAACGAAGAGGUAGAAGACCUCAUGAAACUUCAGUGCAUGUGCGCCAAUCAGAGCUUUGAUGUCGGGGGCGCCACGGCGCUUUGCGCAAGCUGCAUCGAUCAGAAGGGGUUGCCCAGUGACAAGGCCGACAACAUGGACGACAUUAACGAGAUCAUGGCCCGCUGUGGCUUCAAGAGCUUAACUUGGACGCCAGAUGCUGCAAAAACGGCGCCUGCAGUCGCCAACGUCAGCGUUAGUGCCUCCAGAUUGACAGCGUCCUCUCAGAUCACAACGACGAUAGACUUCGCACCCCGGCCGACCAUAUAUGCCAAGGGAGGCGAGCUCGAAGGCAGCGUGGCGGAACGGAAAGGACCCCAACAGAGAUUAUCAACGACAUUGAACCAAGGCCCACUCAUAUCACAAGCUAUCUUUUGGUUCUACGCAAGCGCAUACCGCAGCUACGGUAUAGUCACGGAGCUGCAUGAGGAGAUCGGUUCACAUAGCAUGACCGGUAUAUUCAGAAGACCAAGAAGGCAAGAAGAAAUACGGUCAAGGCAGUCUCGCGCGUAA
Messenger RNA from Diaporthe amygdali, 711 nucleotides. RefSeq lists its product as uncharacterized. The record is from RefSeq and is a predicted model, not a curated record. Lineage: Eukaryota; Fungi; Ascomycota; Sordariomycetes; Diaporthales; Diaporthaceae. The transcript has 3 exons. The coding region runs from base 1 to 711 and encodes 236 amino acids.